Molecule: messenger RNA, 930 nt
Organism: Vigna umbellata (rice bean)
Lineage: Eukaryota; Viridiplantae; Streptophyta; Magnoliopsida; Fabales; Fabaceae
Source: RefSeq, a predicted model, not a curated record
UCCAUGUUGUUCUUGACAUGAUAAUGUCAAAAGAAGGUUUGCAGGCUUAACAAUCUGCUGAUGGAUCAUAUCAGGUGGUCAGGCUCACUUUUCUGUGACGUUCUCCAUGGAAGUAAAUGAUGGAUGGUUGGUGACAAACCUACCAGUUCAUUUGAUCAAUACAACUGAAUUGAAGCACGGAAUUAAUUAUCAGUGGCAGCCUCUUCAGACAUAUGUUACUAUCUCAGAGCACUUUAUGGUCAAAGCUCAUGGAAUCAGAUUUCAGGCCACAGUCAAUGACUGCAACAGUGUUAUGCAGCAACUGUUCUAUCAUGGAGGUGAGCAUGGAGCUGUUUUAACAAUGACAUUAAAUGACAUGGGAAACUACGGAUGUUAUCCAGAUUGUGCAGAUGGCAUGUCAAUGCCAUUAUACACAGAAGCUACUGUAAAUUUAAUGAGAAAACAACCAAUGAGUUCAUUUCUGGCUCACACCUUAGGAUCAAUCAUUGUCAUUGAAUUUGUUAUCAUUUUCUCUCUUGGAGCCUUGCUUCUUUACUUCACCUGUAAAUGUGCUAUUCUUCUUGCACAUGAAAGAAGAAACAGAGAAGAAAGUUCUUCAGAGUUAUCUAAUUCCAAGAGUUUCCCCAGAGAAACUGUAAGUGUGCAUAUAUAGCCAGAAGAAUUACUAAGUGUGUUGCGGAACUAUUAUAAUUAUUGAGAUCAAGAUGAUAAUUAUUUUGAAAACUACACUAACAUGCAAAAUACAGAAUUUCUUUCAUGAUUUGGAAGGUAGACAUGGAAAAGUUAAAGGAGAAAAUGGUUAAUGAUUUCUUUGCAGAAAUAGUGUUUCGUGUUCAGUUAAGUUUACUCUCUUCAGUGAUUCAGUAAUAUUAAUAACCAAUGUUGGAACUUUCAGGUGCCAAGUUGAAGAAUCUAUCAGCUAACCAAUGU